Aureobasidium namibiae CBS 147.97 is the source of this 2040-nucleotide messenger RNA. RefSeq lists its product as uncharacterized. The coding region runs from base 1 to 2040 and encodes 679 amino acids. The transcript has a single exon. The record is from RefSeq and is a predicted model, not a curated record. Gene Ontology annotation, biological process: regulation of DNA-templated transcription. Gene Ontology annotation, molecular function: transcription cis-regulatory region binding; DNA-binding transcription factor activity. Lineage: Eukaryota; Fungi; Ascomycota; Dothideomycetes; Dothideales; Saccotheciaceae. Gene Ontology annotation, cellular component: nucleus.
AUGGAGUCUCCCCAAGCCGAUACGGCCGCCGUCCAAACACCAAGCACUACUAAGACUAAGGCUGGCAAGCUGAAGACUUACGCCAAACAACGCGCCAGCUCGGCCUCCAAGCCAAUGAGGAGCAGCGCGCGCAUUCGCGCAGCUUCCGAGGAGAUUGGAGAGCAGCACACUCCUGCCCGACCAGACAUUCCGCAAACCAUUGACGAGACGACCCCUGUCCAAGCAAAGGCUGCUAGAAAGACUCGCAAGCGCAAGGCCGAUCCUGCCGCAUCUGCCGAUGAAGAAGCCAUGGCCGAGGACGCCGCCGUCGAGGAGCCUGCUGAGAAGCCCGCCAAAACCCGCAAGCGUCGCUCGAAGAAGCAGUCUAUCCAGCCUGAGGAAGAACAGGGGGUCGAAGUACCCGAGACACAGGAGCCCGCACAAGAGCAAGUCGACGAGAACCUCGAGGACCCCGCAGCCGAGCCCGAGCAAUUGCCUGAGGAUGCCGCUGAAGACGAACCCGAGGCUGAGGCUGGAGCUUUGGACGCAGAACCCGAGGAUCCUCUGGACAACACCGAAGGCGACGUCAGCCAAUUCGAAGUUCCCGCGGACUCGGACAACGACGACGAGGAGCAGCCCCAAUCAUCUUCGGCAAAGCCCAAGACGAAACGCAAGAGACAGUCGGUCGAGAAUGGCUCGCCUGCGCCAGCAGUCAAGCGCGUCAAGCGUUCUUCAAUGCCACGAUCAUCUGUUGGCGACUACCCUGAACAGGGUCCUUUCACGCCCGUCGAAUGUGACCUGAUCGAAUCUCACAUGGUCGACUUCUGUCGUCACAAUGAACUGUCGCGCGAUCAACUCAUUGCCAUGAUCCAAGCAUCAUCACGCGAAAUGAGCAAAGUCUACGUCGACCUCGCUACCGAAGUCCUACCUCACCGCAACCGCCGCGCCGUUCAGCGUUACUGCCGCCGCCACUACAACAACUUUCAACGUGGACGCUGGACCGAUGAGCAAGACGAGCUGCUGCGUACCGCAUACGCCGAAACUCCCAACAAAUGGGUCAAGAUUGGCGAACGCGUAGGCCGCAUGCCAGAGGACUGCCGCGAUCGCUGGCGCAACCACGUCUCGCUCGACCAGCGCCACACUGAUGUCUGGACUCAAGACGAAGAGCACCGCCUGGCUGCCGCGGUGAGCGAGUGCCUGCGCGCCGUCCAAGCAAACAUGGAAACAACCUUCGACCGCGACCAAGAAGACGACUUCAUCGCCUGGAAUGUGGUCGUGCAAAAGAUGAACGGCUCCCGCAACCGCCUCCAAUGCAGCAUGAAAUGGCGCAAAAUAAAAGCCCGCGUCCUUCGUGAAGAAGCCGCCCAACGCGAACGCGCUGCCGCCAUCGAAAGGGGAGAAAUCGUCCGUGAUGAGGAGGAUAUGCACAGUGAUGGCAUGACCUCCCCUCACACCACCACACGCUGGAAAGCCGAAGCUCAGCGCCGCUUUGACGAAAUGACUGUCGGCGACAUGCUAGAUGUCACCCGUGAAACCCUCUACGGUGCACAAAUGGGCGCUUUCUCAUCCAAAAACACCUUUUGGGCUGUGGUGACGCGCUUGCACGGUGGCUCCCCCUGGACAACCGCGGACCGCAAAGUCGUGUACAGGAGACUCAAAGACAGCGUUGGUGACCUCCAGGACUUCAAGACCAAUCUCGAAGCCCAGGUCGAUUGGCUCGAAAACAGUUUCUCGGCCGAAGCACUUGCCGUGCGUUCGGCGCCCAAGCACAGGCCUUCGCAAGGCGGCAGGAGAAGCACGGGUACCUUCCGUAGUGAGGAGAAGGUGCAGGAGUCUGAUGACGAGGGCGAGUUGACCAUGCCCUCAUUGGGAGUUGAGCAGCAGAUUGAUGCCGAGAUGGCGGAGGCUGUUGCGCAUGCCGGUGCUGCUGAGCAGGAGAUGGAGUUGAACAAUGGUAAUGGUAAUGGAUAUACUGGAGAGCAGGAGGAAGAUGAAGAUGUUGAGGAGCAGGGAGAGCCUGAAGUGCCUGAGUCUGAGCACGAGGAGGCCGACUAUGAGUGA